Messenger RNA from Sapajus apella (tufted capuchin), 12766 nucleotides. RefSeq names its product PDZ domain containing 2 (gene PDZD2). The transcript is spliced from 24 exons. Lineage: Eukaryota; Metazoa; Chordata; Mammalia; Primates; Cebidae. The record is from RefSeq and is a predicted model, not a curated record. Gene Ontology annotation, molecular function: protein binding. Bases 2070 to 10073 code for a protein of 2667 amino acids.
ACCUCAAGUGAUCCACCCAACUCAGCCUCCCAAAGUGCUGGGAUUACAGGCAUGAGCCACUGUGCCUGGCAUCUUGGCUCUUUAUGAAAUCAUCAGCCUAAUUUGCUUUGACCCAGGAAUUGCAGUGUUUGGAGGACUGGCCUGCAAAGCUUGUUCUCACUGGAGUAGUGUUUUCCUAAACUCCAUGAGGUAUUGUUGGUUGCAGUACCCACACCUUGAAAUAAACCUUAUCCUGGGGUUCUGUUUCCUUUGGGUUCUUCCAGAGGAGGACUGGUAUGGCCUGGCACUCCUUGCCUGUUUCUGGUUUGGCUGUUGUGCCGACCUGAAUGAAGCAACUAGGGGUAAUUCCAGGGCUGGUCAUGAUGACCAUUAUUUCCUAUGUACUCUGGGACUGCUUCUGAGAGUGGGCAGAUUUCCAGCCCAGGCUUGACAUGGGUUGGCCCUUCCUCGGCUCUAAUUACCCAUUCCAGUGGCAGUAAUGGUACUGGGAAUUGAAGCUUUCUUUGCCUCCUCCAUUAUAAUUAAUUGCUUCCAAUUCCACCAGAUCUGUCCCUUGCAAAGCUCAUUUACUUUCAGGAGCUGCUGGAUGUCCGCACCAGAGCUUAAAGAGAGAGGGGUGGAGUGAGACUGGGGUGUGACUCUAAUAUGAACCCCAAAGAGUGGAGUGUGUACCUGCCUGAGCAAGUCCCAGGAGGGAGGCCCAGGUCUUGAGUGAGUUUGUUUGCACUGAGAUUUGUGCCAUCAACCUCAGGAGCUCUCCAUACCUCUGACUCAAGUCCCUGGGAGUUCCAUCCUGGAUGCCUUUUGUAGGCAGGUGAAAUGUGUUUUGAGCAGAGGUUCCAUAAGGGUUUGAGGUUUGGCACCAGCGACGCUUUUACUUUUCAGCAAAUGUCAGGAGUAGAAAAAGGGAAUGAAUAGAAUACAACUAAGUUUUGAAAAGCAGUGAAAUGUGGGGUGACCCCCUCCCGCUGCCAGCCCUCUCCCCCGCUUUAAGAAAAGCAAACACUCUUUUCCUGUCUUAUUUGUGUUCCCAUUAAUUUAAGACAGGAAGCCUCAGUGGGUGUGAUGUAAACAAUUCGGCCUCGUGGGUCGGGCUUCCUCAUCAGUUUGCAGCUGGAGCGAUGGCUGCGGGGCCGAGGCCCACUCAGGCCUCUCGGGGGAUGGCUUGUUGACUGAACCCCACAGAAGGUGGGAGGGGUAGGGGCGCGGGAGAAGGUAUAAAGGAAAUGCUUCAGUCGUGCGGUCACCGGCGAUUGUAAUUCCGCGGUGGUAAAUCUGGUUACUCCAGCAGAAAGGCUCUGACCGGAGAUUUCUGGAAAGUUCCCUGACAUCCUGCCCCAUGCGAUGGUUGUGAUUUUAGCUGGGGGCUCCACCCCCUAAGAACCCAGGCUGCCGCCGAUUAUGAAACGGAGUGGCGGUGAAGUGUAAUUGAUGGGGGUGGGUGGAGCUUCUGGCCCGGGCGGGGAGGGAGAACUUUCGGAGCAGGCGAGGGGCUGGGGUCCGCCGCUUUCUCCUCUAGCCUGCUUCGGGUUUGCCCCAGGAGGCUCCUGAGCCCCUAGUGUCAACAAAGGUGUCUUGGAUGAGAAGCCCCAAACUCCCUGAAAUCCUCCCCAGGGCGGUUUCCUUUUCCCGGCCAGGGGAGUGACCAGGGUAGGGAUCCUGGAAUGCUGUGGGGUUUUGACAAGUGAGGCGGGGAGUGGCGAGCCGAGUUUAGGAUUGCAUUACAGGCUUUCCUAACCUCCUCCACCGCGGCGCGCAGGGAGGAGGGGGUCCUCCCACAGGCGCGGAGCCGGCGGAGAGCAGCCCUCGGGAAGUCCUGCAAGGGCUGGCGCGUUCCGGGAGGGCAGCCGGUCGCCGCCCGCGGGCCGCCCGCAGGUGAUUAGGCUAAUGAGCCGCCCCGGGGGCGCGGAGCCCGGCCCGGCGAGCGGAUUACCCUGCGCGCGGCUGCAGCUGGCGGAGACUCCCAGGAGCCCCGGAGAGGGGGUCGGACGGGAACCCUCCGAAGGUGACUUCAGAACUGGAGUUACCUGGCUGAGCAGUGCUGGAAUGGCGGCUUUAUCUACCUGAUCAUGCUGCGUCGCUUUAAGCACAAAGCCCACUCCGCUUAUAAUGGCAACAGCAGCAACAGCUCUGAACCAGGAGAGACACCUACGUUGGAGUUGGGUGACCGAACUGCGAAAAAGGGAAAAAGAACCAGAAAGUUUGGGGUCAUCUCCAGGCCACCUGCCAACAAGGCCCCUGAAGAAUCCAAGGGCAGCACUAGCUGUGAGGUGUCCAGUGACCCCAGCGCUGAGCUGGAGAACGGCCCUGACCCUGAACUUGGAAAUGGCCAUGUCUUUCAGCUAGAAAAUGGUCCAGAUUCUCUCAAGGAGGUGGCUGGACCCCAUCUAGAGAGGUCAGAAGUGGACAGAGGGACAGAGCAGAGAAUUCCAAAGACAGAUGCUCCUCUGACCACAAGCAAUGACAAACGCCGCUUCUCAAAAGGUGGGAAGACGGACUUCCAGUCGAGUGACUGCCUGGCACGGGAGGAAGUUGGCCGAAUAUGGAAGAUGGAGCUGCUCAAAGAAUCGGAUGGGCUGGGAAUUCAGGUUAGUGGAGGCCGAGGAUCAAAGCGCUCACCUCACGCUAUCGUUGUCACUCAAGUGAAGGAAGGAGGUGCCGCUCACAGGGAUGGCAGGCUGUCCUUAGGAGAUGAGCUGCUGGUAAUCAAUGGUCAUUUACUGGUUGGGCUCUCCCACGAGGAAGCGGUGGCCAUUCUUCGCUCCGCCACGGGAAUGGUGCAGCUGGUGGUAGCCAGCAAGGAAAGCUCUGCGGAGGACCUCCUCAGGUUAACAUCUAAAAGCUUGCCGGAUCUGACCAGCUCCGUGGAAGACGUGUCCUCUUGGACCGAUAACGAGGACCAGGAGGCAGACGGGGAAGAGGACGAAGGAACCGGCUCUUCUGUCCAGAGAGCAAUGCCUGGGACAGAUGAGCCCCAAGAUGUGUGCGGUGCUGAGGAAUCCAAGGGGAACUUGGACAGUCCCAAACAGGGCAGCAAUAAAAUCAAGCUCAAGAGUCGCCUUUCAGGGGGUGUACACCGCCUCGAGUCAGUUGAAGAAUAUAACGAGCUGAUGGUGCGGAAUGGGGACCCCCGGAUCCGGAUGUUGGAGGUCUCCCGAGAUGGCCGGAAGCACUCCCUCCCGCAGCUGUUGGACUCCUCCAGUGCCUCGCAGGAAUACCACAUUGUGAAGAAGUCCACCCGCUCCUUAAGCACGACUCAGGUAGAAUCUCCUUGGAGGCUCAUUCGGCCAUCCGUCAUCUCCAUCAUUGGGCUGUACAAAGAAAAAGGCAAGGGCCUUGGCUUUAGCAUUGCUGGAGGUCGAGACUGCAUUCGGGGACAGAUGGGGAUUUUUGUCAAGACCAUCUUCCCAAAUGGAUCAGCUGCUGAGGAUGGAAGACUUAAAGAAGGGGAUGAAAUCCUAGAUGUAAAUGGAAUACCAAUAAAGGGCUUGACGUUUCAAGAAGCCAUUCAUACCUUUAAGCAAAUCCGGAGUGGAUUAUUUGUCUUAACGGUACGCACAAAGUUGGUGAGUCCCAGCCUCACCCCCUGCUCGACACCCACACACAUGAGCAGAUCUGCCUCCCCGAACUUCAACACCAGUGCAGGAGCCUCAGCCGGAGGCUCUGAUGAAAGCAGUUCUUCAUCCCUGGGCCGGAAGACCCCUGGGCCCAAGGACAGGAUCGUCAUGGAAGUAACACUCAACAAAGAGCCAAGAGUUGGAUUAGGCAUUGGUGCCUGCUGCUUGGCUCUAGAAAACAGUCCUCCGGGCAUCUACAUUCACAGCCUUGCUCCAGGAUCAGUGGCCAAGAUGGAGAGCAACCUGAGCCGUGGAGAUCAAAUCCUGGAAGUGAACUCCGUCAACGUCCGCCAUGCUGCUUUAAGCAAAGUCCACGCCAUCUUGAGCAAAUGCCCUCCAGGACCUGUUCGCCUUGUCAUCGGCCGGCACCCUAAUCCAAAGGUUUCCGAGCAGGAAAUGGAUGAAGUGAUAGCACGCAGCACUUAUCAGGAGAGCAAAGAGGCCAAUUCCUCUCCUGGCUUAGGUACCCCCUUGAAGAGUCCCUCUCUUGCAAAAAAGGACUCCCUGAUUUCUGAAUCUGAACUCUCGCAGUACUUUGUUCACGAUGUUCCUGGCCCCUUGUCGGACUUCAUGGUGGCCGGCUCUGAGGACGAGGAUCACCCAGGAAGUGGCUGCAGCACAUCAGAGGAUGGCAGCCUGCCUCCCAGCACCUCCACUCACAAGGAGCCUGGAAAAGCCAGAGCCAACAGCCUUGUGACUCUUGGGAGCCAGCGGACCUCUGGGCUUUUCCACAAGCAGGUGACAGUGGCCAGACAAGCCAGUCUCCCCGGAAGCCCGCAGGCCCUCCGCAACCCUCUCCUCCGCCAGAGGAAGGUAGGCUGCUACGAUGCCAACGAUGCCAGUGAUGAGGAAGAGUUUGACGGAGAAGGGGACUGCAUUUCACUCCCAGGGGCCCUCCUGGGUCCCAGCAGGCCUCUGGCAGAGGAUGACUCGAGGUGUGUCUUGAUCUCUUCCAAGGGCGUGGACAUCAUCAACCAAGAGGAACGACCCCAGAAAACACUGGUCAGCAAAGCUGUCUCAGCGCCUCUUCUUGGCAGCUCAGUGGACUUAGAGGAGAGUGUCCCAGAGGGCAUGGUGGUUGCUCCUUCCCAUGCAGCCAACCUCACAGACUCUGCAGAGGCCCCGAAGGGGAGCCCUGGAAGCUGGUGGAGGAAGGAACUGCCAGGAUCAAGUAGUGCACCCAAAUUGGAAUACACAGUCCAUACAGACACCCAGAGUCCAGUGAACACUGGGAGCCCCAGUUCCCCCCAGCAGAAGAAUGAAGGCCUGGCCUCCAAGCACAGACCAGUGGCCAGGGUCAGCCCGCAGUGCAAGAGAUCCGAGGCUGAGGUCAGGCCCAGUGGCUCAGAGACAGUGAACCUGACUGGCAGAGCCAGUGAUCCACACGACCUGGACUCGGGAGUCCAGGCCACUUGCAUCAAAGUGACUGUCACUGGCUUUCGGCCAGGUGGAGCUGUGGAGAAGGAAUCUCUGGGAAAGCUGACCACUGGAGAUGCUUAUGUCCCUACCGACUGUGAACUAGCCAGUGCUCUGUCCCACCCAGAUGCCAGCCACCUCAUAGAGAACCUGCCCAAAGCUGCACCAGAGCUGGGGCAACAACUCAUGACUGGACUGGACAGCAGCUCAGACCUCAUCCCUUCCCCAGGGAAGAAGGGGGCCACUCAUCCUGACCCCGGCAAGACCUCUGUAGACACAGGGCGAGUCAGUCGGCCCGAGACCCCCAGCCAGCCUGCAUUGCCCAGGGUCUCCGAGCGCAAGGCCAGGUCUCCAGUCAGGCUCCCCCAUGAGGGCAGCCACUCCCAGGGGGAGAAGGCAGCAGCUCCCACCGACUGCAGUAAGACCCGAUCAGCAUCAGAAGCCAGCACACCUCUCAAUAUCAUGAGGGUGGCUGCCCUGAGGGGAGCGGGGCCCGGGGCAGACGGAGCGACACCAGCUGGUGCUGUCCUGCCACGAGACUGCCUCGCAUCCCAGGAGCAGAGACAAGGAGCUCCAGGGAACCACAGCAAGGCUUUGGAAAUGACAGGAACCCACACACCUGAGAGCUCCUGGGAGCCUUCCCUGUUGGAGGGAACAGAUUCUGUGUCCUCAAGGGCACCUCAGGCCAGCCUCUCCCUGCUGCCAUCCACUGACAACACCAAAGAAGCAUGUGGCAGUGUCGCAGGGCACUGCUGCCCAUCGGGGAGUAGAGAGAGCCCUGUGACGGACAUUGACAGCUUCAUUAAGGAGCUGGAUGCUUCUGCAGUGAAGUCUCCGUCUUCCCAGAUGGGGGACAGUAGCUGUCAGGAGGGCAGCGCUCAAGGCCACCCGCCAGCCAGGGCUGGAGGUGGGAGCUCCCGCCGUGCUGAACCAGUCCCGGGGGGUCAGACCUCCUCCCCGAGGAGGACCUGGGCUGCUGGUGCUCCCCCUCACCCACAGUGGACCUCCCAGCCUUCGGUUUUAGAUUCCAUUAAUCCUGACAAACAUUUUACUGUGAACAAAAACUUCCUGAGCAACUACUCUAGAAAUUUUAGCAGUUUUCAUGAAGACAGCACCUCCCUAUCAGGCCUGGGCGACAGCACGGAGCCAUCUCUGUCAUCCAUGUAUGGCGAUGCUGAGGAUUCGUCUUCUGAACCUGAGUCACUCACUGAACCCCCACGAGCCUCCACCAGGGACAGCUGGUCCCCUCCUCGUUCCCAGGGGUCUUUGCACAAGGAAGAUCCUUUGGAGUCAGAGGAGGAGCAGAUUGAAAUUUGUUCCACAAAUGGCUGCCCCGAUCCACCCUCAAGUCCUGCUCAUCUUCCCAGCCAGGCUGCCAUCUGUCCUGCCCCGGCCAAUGUUCUGCCAUUAAAAUAUGGCACUCUGAGCGGGUCAGUGGCUGGUCCCCGUGAGAAGGCCGCUGGCCUGCCAGACUCAUGCAGUCCAGGCCCAAACUCUUCCCAGCCGUCUUCACUCUUGGAUAUGAGCUCUCAGGAGCCUGAAACUCAAGCGGACUUAAGCACUUCCCAGAACCACAGGCCCUUGUGUGCAGAAGAAACUACGGAAGUCACCAGCGCUAGCUCAGCCAUGGAAAAGAGUCAGACUUCUAAAGUGGCUAGGCAUUUUCACAGCCCACCCAUCAUUCUUCGCUCCCCUCACAUGGUAAAUGGUUUGGAACAUGACCUGCUAGAUGACCAAACGCUGAAUAAAUACGAAACAAACCUUACUGUGGCUGCAAAUCUGUCCUUAAGUGUGGACGUCCCUAAGAAUGGAGAAUCUGUAUUGGAAAACCUACACAUCUCUGAAAGUCAAGACCUGGAUGACUUGCUACAGAAACCAAAAGUGAUCACCAGGAGGCCCAUCAUGGCCUGGUUUAAAGAAAUAAACAAGCAUAACCAAGGCACCCAUUUGCAGAGCAAAACCGAGAAGGAGCACUCCCUGAUGCCUGCCGGAAGUCCCCACUCCAAGAUUCAGAUGGCAAGUUCAAGCCAAAAAAAAAAGGGUGUUGCUAUGCCCCAUAGCCCUCCGCCGCCCAAAACAAAUCUGGAAAAUAAGGACCCGUCUAAGAAGAGUCCAGCGGAAAUGAUUCUGACUAAUGGUCAGAAGCCAAAGUGUGGUCCAAAGCUGAAGAGGCUCAGCCUCAAGGGCAAGGCCAAAGUCAGCUACGAGGUUCCUGGUGCAAAUGCCGUGAAGGCCGGGGGGUUGGACCACAGGAAACCCUUGAUCUCACCCCAGACCUCCCACAAAACACUCUCUAAGGUGGUAUCACAGCGGCUCCACGUAGCGGAGUGCGAGGAGCCCGACAGAAACCCCACAGCCCCUGCCAGACCCCCCCAGGGUGUACUGGAGACCAAGCCACCUCUUGCCACCUCCGGGCCACUGAAGCCCUCGGUGUCUGACACGAGCAUCAGGACAUUCGUCUCGCCCCUGACCUUCCCCAAGUCUCUUCCGGAGCAAGGCACGUGGAGCAGGUUCCACGUGGCUGUCCUCUCCGAGCCUGACAGAGGUAGCCCAGCCCCCCCUAAGUCUCCUAAGUGUGGAGCGGACGGCAAGGUGCCCCGGGCUGACUCUGGGCGGGCGAGUCCUGCGGCAUCCAGGAACAGUGUGUCCGUGGUAGGGAACAGACAGAGCGAGCAGUGCCUGACCAGCCAUGUAGAUUCGGCGGCAGGCAUAGCCCAACCCAGGCUGACAGGCGAAAAAGGAGGCAGCAUCAUGGCCAGAGAUCGCCUCGAAAUAACAAACCAGCUGAGAAUUGUGGAGAUUUCUGCUGAAGCGGUGCCAAGGACUGCAUGUGGAAACAAGCCAGGUGAAAGUGACAGAUGGGGAGGGUCCUCGGCCCAGGGCAACUGUCAGGAGAAGAGUGAAAUCAGCCUGUGUCACCCGAUCGUGGAAUCGUCCACAAGUCAUCUGUCCUCAGUCCCGUCUCAUGCCUCCCAGGUGGAGCAGGAAAUGCCAGGAUCAUUUAGCAUGGCCAAGCUGGCGUCCUCCUCCUCCUCCCCUCAACUGCCCGUUAGAAAGGCAGAUUCCUCACAGGGAAAGUCAAGUCUGAUGUCAGACUCCCUAGGGGUGCCCAGAAACGGCACUCCAGGGGGUCCCUCGGGGAAGGACCAUCCCUAUUUCACCCCAAGGCCAGCGACCCGGACCUACUCCAUGCCAGCCCAGUUCUCAAGCCAUUUUGGGCGGGAGGCUCACUCCCCAUACAGCCUGGGUCGCUCUCCUCGGGACAGCCAGGUCCCUGUGACAAGCAGUAAUGUCACCGAGGCAAAGGCAUCCAGGGCGGGUCCUCCUGGCCUGGCUACCGGACAGGGCAUAUAUAGUGUCAAGCCGCUGGUGGAAUCAUUGAGGAAUCUUCCAGCCACAGAUGAAGGGGAUCUCAUUUCAGUCCAGGAGACGAGCCGCCUAGUCACAGACAAAAUCAAAGUCACCAGAAGACACUACUGCUAUGAGCAGAACUGGCCCCACGAAUCUACCUCAUUUUUCUCUGUGAAGCAGCGGAUCAAGUCUUUCGAGAACCUGGCCAAUGCUGACCGGCCGGUAGCCAAGUCUGGGGCUUCCCCGUUUUUGUCAGUGAGCUCCAAGCCUCCCAUCGGGAGGCGGUCUUCCGGCAGCAUUGUUUCAGGGAGCCCAGGCCACCCAGGUGAUGCCGCUGUGAGGUUGUUGAGACGCAGCUUGAGUUCCUGCAGCGAAAGCCAAAGUGAAGCUGGUGUCCUCCUCCCCCAGAUGGCCAAGUCUCCCUCGAGCAUGACACUGACCAUCUCCCGGCAGAACCCUCCAGAGACCAGUACCAAGGGCUCUGAUUCGGACCUUAAGAAAUCACUUGGUUCUUUGGGAAUCCCCACCCCAGUGAUGACCCCAGCCUCUCCCGUUAAGAGGAACAAGUCCUCGGUGCGUCACGUGCAGCCCUCGCCCGUGUCCCGCUCCAAGCUCCAGGAGCUGAGAGCCUUGAGCAUGCCUGACCUUGACAAGCUCUGCAGCGAGGAUUACUCGGCGGGCCCAAACACCGUGCUCUUCAAAACCGAGCUGGAGAUCACCCCCAGGAGGUCACCAAGCUCCCCUGCUGGAGGCAUUUCGGGUCCCGAGAAGGGCGGGAACAGGGCCUGUCCAGGAGGAAGUGGCCCUAAAACCAGUGCUUCUGAGACACCCAGUUCAGCCAGUGAUGUGGGCGAAAUUGCUCAGGAUCUGCCUUUUAGGAAAAGCUGGUCAGUUAAUUUGGAUCAACUUCUGGUCUCUGCGGGGGACCAGCAAAGAUUACAGACUGUUUUAUCGUCAGUGGGGUCGAAGUCUACCAUCCUAACUCUCAUUCAGGAAGCGAAAGCACAAUCAGAGAAUAAAGAAGAUGUUUGCUUCAUAGUCUUGAAUAAAAAAGAAGGCUCAGGUCUGGGAUUCAGUGUGGCAGGAGGGACAGAUGUGGAGCCAAAAUCAAUCACGGUCCACAGGGUGUUUUCUCAGGGGGCAGCUUCUCAGGAAGGGACUAUGAACCAAGGGGAUUUCCUUCUGUCAGUCAACGGCACCUCAUUGGCUGGCUUGGCCCAUGGGAAUGUCCUGAAGCUUCUGCACCAGGCUCAGCUGCACAAAGAUGCCCUCGUGGUCAUCAAGAAAGGGACGGAUCAGCCCAGGCCCUCUGCCCGGCAGGAGCCUCCCACAGCCAAUGGGAAGGGUUUACUGUCCAGAAAGACCAUCCCCCUGGAGCCUGGUGUUGGGAGAAGCGUGGCUGUACAUGAUGCCGUGUGUGUGGAAGUGCUGAAGACCUCAGCUGGGCUGGGACUGAGUCUGGAUGCGGGAAAAUCGUCUGUGAUGGGAGACGGGCCCUUGGUCAUUAAAAGAGUGUACAAAGGAGGUGCAGCUGAACAAGCUGGAAUAAUAGAGGCUGGAGAUGAAAUUCUUGCUAUUAAUGGAAAACCUCUGGUCGGGCUCAUGCACUUCGAUGCCUGGAAUAUUAUGAAGUCUGUCCCAGAAGGACCUGUGCAGUUAUUAAUUAGAAAGCAUAGGAAUUCUUCAUGAAUUUUAACAAGAACCUUUUUCUCAGUUUUUUUUUCUUUAGCAAAUCAGAGUGACUUCUUUAAACUACAGGUUCUUGAAAUGGCCAACGCUGGUAUAGACAAGAACUAUAAAAAUCUGCAAGCUUGUGCUUACAACACAUGAAGUCUGACUUUCUAUAUGUGCAGCAGCAAUGACAUGAACUCCAGAAGCCGCCUACCUGGAUCACCCAGGCCAGGAGGGUCCCUUUGUUCCAGUGCCUGUUCCCUACCAUUAUGUUUACUGAUGGAGAUACGAGAUGUGACAUACCCUUCUUUAUUUGAAAUACUUAGCUAGACCUUUGAUUCCUUCUUCCCAACAUACCCAAUCCUGGUGAUUAGGUAACUAAGAGUCUGAGGGGGACACAAAUGUCACACCUAAGAGGACUAUCAUUUUAUAUGAUUUUGUAAGUAAAUGACAGAAUGCUUUUAGGCACAUUCAAUGGAAGGAGGAGCUGCAGGUCUGUAUAUGUUACCCUGAAAAGAGAAAGAGACUUAAAAAAAAAAAAAAUGAAUUAUGACCUGUUAGGCUGAGCUCAGGAAUUAUUCAAAAACGAAAAAGCAAAAUAGAGUAUUUUUUAGAGAGUGUAAUGUAUAACGUACGUAUGCAGAGUUCAAGUCAAUAGGUUACUGAUCACCAUGAAGUAUUGAUCAUUUUCUAUCUAUCUCUAAAAGUGUAAGCCAUAAGGCUGUUUUACAGAAUAGCACUUCUGAUAAACUGUAUUAAAUAGCCAUGAGCUUCACUGCUUAGAGGCAGCAGAAAGGUCAGCAUCUGAAAGCACCUUAUAAGUAAUUUUUGAACCUGUCUUGGUUAAGUUCUUGAAUUCAAGACUGGUCAGUACAAGAGCAGGCAAAAAUACCACAGUCACUGGGUUUCCAUUUCUGUAUUUGAUGUACUCCAACCACAAAUUUAAAUUUUUAGAAAUCAAGUAUCUUUCUAAGUGUCCUUGGCUUUAUAAACAUAGACAUUAUAUUUACAAUCCAAAUAGGGGAGCUUAAUGGAAUCCUUUGAGGAGACUGGUUCUUCUCUUUCCCAACAUGUUUAGGAAAUUCUAAGUAUUGGAUCUCUUUUCUUGACCUAGUAUAAUGGCAACUGCAGUGACUUAAGUUUUUGCUGUUUUCAUUUUCCUGUUUUGCGAUGUCCUCCUUUUGCCAAAAAAUAUUUUCCUGCAGAAGACUUGUGACUCACGCUGCUCGUGAAACUCACCCUGGCCACUCCUCCUCUGGCGGCAUGAGCUGCUCCCCAGUAGCUAUUCUCAUUUGAUGUUCUGUUCGUCGUCAGAGUUGGCUCUUUUCCUCUCAUACUGUACCUUAUUUUCUUAAAUUCCAAACCCUCAUCAGGUCAUCAAGAGGAGGAACAACAUGGAGAAACAGGGUGAGUCAAGGUAAGGGGGCAGAACUAUGUAGUUACAAGCCAGAUCUUUAGCGGCACAAAGCAACCCAUUGAGUACUGAGAAUAUGAGUGGAGAAUGCAUUUGCCGUACCUGUAUGCAUGACACGAAAAUUUUAUGUUGGAGAUACUUCUUUAAAUAACUUGCAGUCUGGGUCUAUGGCUAUGACCCCAGAUUCAUGGAGGGGCUUUAGCUUUCAGCUUUGUAACAUUUUUCUGAGUGAUUAAUCCCACUAAACAUCUUUGAAGUUGGCCUGGAGAGGUCCUUCAGAUGAGUGAAAUAUCUGGCUUGUCUGAGUCCAGAUUUCUCAUCAACCGGCAAUACAAAGGAAAAUAUAGUACCGUAGUUAGUUAGAACGGUCUGAUUGAUUUAACUUCUACUUUUCACUACAGUUACAGGUAGGAUACUGUAGGAAGUCAGUGCAAGGUGCAUGCUUGAUUGUUUUUUAAGUCUCUGGGGUCAGUUUUGUGGUUUCUGCUUUCUUGCCUUAAGACUAUUUCAAGUCAACACUGAAAACUGCUUUUCGUCUCCACUCUUAUAGCUGUGCCUAAUAAUAAGAAAUGCACAGCCCUAUGUGAACAAACAGGAACUUCUUGCGCAAUGUGGAGCGAAUGGAAUGGCCUCCUUCUGAGAGUCCUUAAUCCUCAUCUCUGGAGUACACGGGCCGACCUCUGGCUUAUUACAUACAUACACUAUGCUAAAGUCAUCAGUCACUUUAUUACAUCUUGCCAGAAGGUUUCCCCGGCCAGCAGUUGAAAUUUAAGGGAAGAAGCAAAAGCUAAACUGUCUUUGACCCUAAGAUAGAAAGCUAUUUAUUUGUCUUCAGUGUUCAAGGCAUGACUAGUAUUUCUAAUUAGCCUAAUUAAUUCCCACACUUCCUAAAGUGAACACUAAUGGUAUUGUCCUACUAAAACUGUCAUUGUUUUUUUUUUAAACUGGUCAGUCAUUCACAAUAAGCUAUGAGGGUAAAUAUGUGUUAUAACAAGUAAAUCGUAGUUGCAAGAAUAUACCAUGAAGAUUAAAGUAGGUUGGGUUUCAUUUCCAUCUUCCCACACACAUCUCAUUGAAUUUGAUGGUUGACUUAAUUGGCACCAUAACUUUGUAUGAUAUUAUACAUUAUCCUUUAUUUAUGUAAAGUAAAAUGCCUUAUAUAUUAAAGAGUACGUGCAAUAAUAUGAAAUAGCCUGUACAUUUAAAACAUGUUGUCGCCAAGUUAUAUAAAUCCACAUCUCUGUAAACAACUUUUUAAAGUAAUUUUAAAAAAAUAAACACUCUGCUUACUACUUGA